Linum tenue is the source of this 789-nucleotide messenger RNA. NCBI's taxonomy places the organism in Eukaryota, Viridiplantae, Streptophyta, Magnoliopsida, Malpighiales, Linaceae. The record is from the annotation of a GenBank genome assembly.
AUGGCAGCUAUUUCUUUCCAUGCUCGCUCCAACAGUUUGCCUACACAAUCACACCCUCUAGUCUCAGAAAUCGAUGAGCAGGUUUGCAGGUUGAGACAAUAUCAAGCUGCUUCCACAUCGUCAUCAUCCAUAGGCCACAACCUUGACAGCCUUCAGGUUGUGUGUGAUUGUGUUGACCAGUUGUUCCAACUGCCAACAACCCAACAAGCCUUGAUCAAUGACCAGAAGUGCUUCAAUGAGUUGUUGGACGGAUCUUUGAGGCUUUUGGACUUGUGCAAUACUGCCAAAGAUGCCUUGUCUCAAAUGAGAGAGUCUGUUGCUGAGCUUCAAUCUGCCAUUCGUAGAAGGCAAGAAGGUUUUGAAGGUGAAACCAGUAGAUACUUGAAAUCUAGGAAGACUGUGAUGAAAGCCAUCCAAAAGGUCUUGAAGGGCAUGGAUAGCAAGAAGUCCACCUCAUCAAACAACGUUGAGACGAUCUCCACAUUGAAGGAAGCGGAAUCUGCUAUUGUUGAGGUUUUGGAGUGCUUGCUGUCAUUCAUUUCUCAAUCAACCUCAAAGGCAAGCAGCUGGUCAUUUGUUUCCAAGCUGAAAAGGGUUGCAGCAGCUUCUAGCGAGAAUGAAUUUGCCAAUGUCGAUGCCUCUUUGAAGGCUAACAAAUGCAGCGAGCAGAUCCAACUUCACCUUAAGAAUCUGCAGACAUGCAUUGGAGAGCUCGUGGAGGGAGUUGAAUGCCUCUUCAGGCGUUUGAUCAAAACAAGAGCCUCAAUUCUCAAUAUUCACAAUCUGUAG